GGUAGAUCGAGCGUCCUUGUGUUGCGAGUUCAACGUUUCGUGUCAUGUUUAGAGAAAUUUUUAGGAAAUCACGUUUGAAUUUUUUGACACUCUCCCUAUAAUUUGAAUGUGCUCUUUAAAGGAAAAUGAGUGCAAGCAGAAAGGAGUCGACCUAUAUUCGACAGUCAAUUGAAGAACCGGCUUAUUUACCAGUUGGAACAGAAGUUAGUGCCAAAUAUCGUGGUGCCUUUUGUGAGGCAAACAUCAAAUCAGUAAAGAAGCUUGUGAAAUGCAAGGUUAAUUUUGAAAAUGGUGGUGGAAACAGUACAGUUAUGGAUGAUGCCAUUAUUGGCAACUUAAGGGUUGGAUCUGACAUAAAGGUGAAGGUUCAAGAUGGUCAGGACAAGGCAGGCACACUUGUGAAAAUAACAGACUCAAGCACAUACACAGUGAUUUUUGAUGAUGGUGAUGAAAGAACGCUAAAGAGGACCUCUCUAUGCAUCAAGGGUGAAAAACAUUUCAAUGAAAGCGAAACUCUUGAUCACCUACCGCUUACAGACCCUGAGAACUUUGGCACACCUGUCAUGCAGCAAGGUAAAAAACCAAGAAAAGGACGAAGGAGUUCAUUAAGCUUAGAUGAGAACAAUGAUACUGAUGACUUGACUGUGAGAAGAAAGUUGAGCGUGAAAGAUGAAAACAGUCUUGAAAAGGUUGUCUUGAUAAACUUUACAGAAAAAAAGAAAACUUUUCAACUGCCAGUUUUGCUUCUCUCUUCCUCUGAAAUUCGUGGUGAUUUGAAAAGUCCCGAUAAUGUGCUUGUGAGAUCAUUCAAAGAUGGAAAGCAAAUGGAAGUUAAUUUUAAAGAUGUAAAAGAGUUCUCCAAAGAAAGUGCUAUGAAUUCAAUUUUGACGAAAGGAGAAAAUCCAGGCUUAAAGUCAGCUGUCGAGAAUGCUCUGAAGUAUUUAGAAACAGAUCAGUUGCCCGAGAACUGGAAUGAUGAAAGCCUUGUUGAGGCGCAGCACAAAGAGAAUGGUGAACAUUCUUCUUGUAGUGAGGCUGAGUCUGAUGGUGAUGAAAACGACAGAAACAUAUUCCUGGAGAAGCUAAAUAAAUUUCUUGACGAAAAAGGCACUCCGCUUCAGCGUGUCCCAGUUCUCGCUCAUCGUGAUCUUGAUUUAUAUAAACUGUACAGAAUAGUUCUCAAGAUGCAUGGAAUGGAAAAGGUGGAAUCAUGGCAAUCUGUGUACAAAAAGAUGAAUAUUCCGGUUGUUUCCUCAGCUUCUGCUUAUCAUAUAAGAACUGCUUACGAAAGAUAUUUAUACGACUUUGAGGUUCAUUGUCGUGAAGCUGAACAGAUUGAAAAAGGAAAAAUGAGGUUGAAGUUGCCUCAAGAAGACGAAAAUUCGAAGUUGGCAAAUUCAAAUCAUGAAACUGAAACACCUGUUGUUUCCGAUUCAGAGAAAGAUAAUAAAAAUAGCAAAAUCAUAUCCAUAAUAAAAUCCCCAUCCAAGCGGGGCAGGUAUGUACGAAAAGCCAAACCAGAUCGUACGCAAUCGUUAAAGUCCCCUAGCUCUCCUGCGUGUGCUCCUCGUUCUCCGUGUUCACCUAGAUCGGUAGGUUCCGUAAGUCCAUCGGAGUGCACUGGCUCUCCUUCAGAGCCUAAUGUUUGCGACGCUCGUGAGUUGCGAGCAAAAACGGAGAGUAUUCCUAAUAAAAAUGCUCUGAAAGUUUCUGGCAUUACGGAUGAUUCAUGUGAGACAAUAGCGAACUCUUGUAAAAAAGAUAGAAAUUCUAAAUUGAAGAGUCCUGUUAAGAAUGUCGAGCCUGGAUCUCAAAAUAUGGACGCUGACCGCGAAUAUCACAAAGAAUGUGAUACUGAACACUCCUUUGAUGAAAAUACGAACGAAGGAUGUAAGGAUUCUAAGAAUUUGAACCGGGAAUUGAAUGUAAAAAACGAUAUGAAGAAUUGCCGAGAUAAGGAGGACCCCCUUGACGAAGGUGGAGGCGAUGGUUCUCACCGAGAGGAUACGCAGAAAAUGGAUGUGUCUUUCGCGAAGGAAUGUUCUGAGGAGGAAGAUACAGUGGAUGUUGUAAAUAGCCCCAGCGGUACAUCUGUAACUGUGGAUAGCGAUGAUCGCGUGGAGAGAAAGAAGUGUAAGAAGAAAGUUGAGCAGAAGAAUGUGACCAAGGGUGACGUCGUUGUUGAUGAAAUGGACAAUUGUUUUGAAUACAAAGUAGAUGAUCGCAUCGAUGUAAGAUAUGGACGGGGAAGGAAUACGACAGUCUAUCAUGCUAAGGUAACCUGUGUGGAUCCUAAUGCAGAAGAAGGGCUUUAUUAUCUUGUUCAUUAUCAAGGAUGGAAUGCAAGGCACGAUGAGUGGAUAGGAGACGAAAGGAUUAUUGGACGGGAUAUGGCUCAAAUCCGUACUCGAACAAACAAGGAAACGACAAAAAACUCAAAAGUGAACGUCAAACCAACUGCAAGAGCAACAGCCAAGCAUUCUCUGAGGAGGAAUGGCAAGAACUCUGCAAAUCAUGCGGUUAAAGGCCAUGGGGGUAGGGGUAGAAAGAGAACGCCCUCGCCUGUUACAAAUACAGCUACAAACUCUAGGAAUGGUAAUAGCCGAGGUUGUAAAAACAAAAAGGAUAAUGGCAGUGAAAAAAUGGAUGCUAUUUCAGAAGUAAAACACGCUACCCGAAUUACAAGACGAAACUCGCUCACAAUGACGGUGGAAACAGAAAAAGAUGCGCUUUCUGAGAAGAGUCCGGACACCAAAAUGGAAAAUGCUUCGGAUAAGACGUCAGAGGACGAGAUUAAGUUGGAAGAGAAACAGAGCAACAUAAAAUUGUUAAAUUCAGACGAAUCUUCGGGAAACCUGGCCGACUGUAGUGCUGAGCGAAACGCAUCAAGCAAUUUAAAACGAACACGUACGAAUGACAAAGAGAAAUCAUCGUGCGAUUCUCCUCCUGUCAAGAAGAAACCUGAGGAUAAGGAUUCGUCUGAGGAGGAGGUUUUCGAGGUUGAGGCUUCAGAAAAUACAAAAAUACAACAAGCAUCAACGACAGCCACCGAUGACACGUCUGGUCCCGAUCUUACUUGUUCCGAGCAGCUUCCGACUACGUGCUCCUCACCUGAUCCAUAUGUUGGGGGAUUUCCCAAUACUGAAGGCUAUUUGGAAGACUGUAUUAAAGAUGCGAAAAAGUGCAUGGGAACUAAGGACAAGGAUAGCUCGUCAUCAUUGGACGAGAAAAAGCAUGAAAAACAUACGACGAGUCGUCGUGGCAAAUGUCGACGCGAGAGAAAAGGCAGAACUCUGAGCUCCUAUUCUUCCUUCGAAUCCACAGAUUUACCAAACGGUACAACGACAGCGCCUUCAGUCACUGUGAUGUUGUCACCUUCUUGGACACCAAGAUAUAAUUUCACUGAAGAUUUAGAGGAGUUAUUGAAGAACGAAGAAAGCUCGGAAAGAAUUCGUCUUCUUACGGAAAAAAUAAAAGAUAUUCGUAAAGUUUAUGGUGAGCUGAAGUCUGAACUUGCCAACAUUGAUAGGAAGAAGAAACGAAGACUGAAAAGAAAAAGAGAAGAAGAAUUGUCUGCCGAAGAAAAUACAACCAGGUCUUCCAGCUCAUCUCCUUUGGCAACAACAAACGCAGUCACGUCUUCAAACCCACCUGCUGCCGUGGAAUGCAGAUGAUGGUGGAUUGGAAACGUGAAUUUUUAAUCAAUCGUAAGAUUUAUUUAUUUGACAAGAGAAAUAUGUAUCGAUAUUGAAUGAAAGGAAGAUAAUGAAACUCAUAUUUAUGAAUACAAAAUUGAAAAUUAACAAAUCCUAUGCGAGGCAAGUUGACACAACGAGCCAUAUCAACAGAGGUAAUUUAAACUAUAAAUAUGAAUAUGAAUUGGAUAUUUUAAUGCCCUGGUAAACAGUUUUUAACAAACUUCAACAAGUGUCAAUUAUGAAGUUCAGUUCAUAUCACAAAGUCUGUUGUAUGAAGAUUGUUCCUCAUGGAAGAUUGAAAAGAGAAUACUUUAAUUUGGACGUGUUUUACAAAAUUUUGUCAAAAUCUCUCGCUCUAAACUAUUCCUUGUGUAAAUAUUGUUUUAUAAGGAACUAAAGUAAGUGCUGUCAUCUCAUGCGCAUCAAUACUUCGCAUGCCUUUUUUCGCGAUAUAUUAUUAAUUCCAAGCUCAUGUUGCAGCUAACAAAUUACCUUUCAAAUUUGGACAGAAACUUGAUACAUUCGGAACGUCUGCAAACAGAAAUAUUUCUUUUGCGUAUAUAAAAAAAAGCGUUGUGUUUGAGCUAUUAAAAUGAAGUAAUGCACUGCAAUCGCAACCUCGUUCUUAGGUGGGUUUUUUUCUGAAAAUGAACGCGCGGAGUGUAGGUGUUCAUGUCAUCGUUAGGUUUAUUAACUUGCAUUACGUUUGUCGGAAAUAAUUGCUUAACUAUGUAAGGUUACGUGUUUGUUUUGCUUAUAAUAAGUAGAUCUUACAUUGCAGGUUCAGCUUCGUAAAUCGAGAGCGCUUGUUUACUUUUUGUCGUACAAUUUCUGACAAUUUUUCAUUUAUGUAUACUUGAAAACGACGCAGACUGCAUGCGCGCAUGAUGAAGCAACUCCUUUCUAACUGUUUACUAGGGCAUCUUUCAACUAAGACCUAUUGUCAGUGAAUGCAUGGAUUGUAAAUACUUGACUACAAAGAUGCUAAGCAUUUUUUAUCAAUUUUCUUUUACUCUAAUAUGAUGUGAAUAGCAUGAUUAACUUAUCAACAUGCAAUUGCGUAAGUGCAAGUAGUAAGUAAAAAGAAAAUCCUCUUGUUUUGUAAUACUUAAUGUGUAAAUAAUAUUGAAUGUAUAUCUAUAUAUUUUCACAAUAUUUAAUGCUGAAUGAAAUUUUAA
Molecule: messenger RNA, 4876 nt
Organism: Xenia sp. Carnegie-2017
Lineage: Eukaryota; Metazoa; Cnidaria; Anthozoa; Malacalcyonacea; Xeniidae
Product: AT-rich interactive domain-containing protein 4A-like
Exons: 21
Coding region: 126-3674 (1182 amino acids)
Biological process (GO): regulation of transcription by RNA polymerase II
Cellular component (GO): nucleus
Molecular function (GO): transcription cis-regulatory region binding
Source: RefSeq, a predicted model, not a curated record